AAUCACAUUUAAUGUUUCACAGGAUUCGUGAAGAUGGCAACAGUGUCAACAUUCUGAAAAUGAAAUAAAUUUCAAGAUAAAACCACAAUAAAAUGGAUAUAUUUGGGUCAGGUCGAAGAAGGUCUAAACCGUCCUUUCUUGGUGGAAUUGAUGAAGAAGCCCCAGGGGAGAGAGGUCGUAAGUCUCCCGUUUUUAGUGGUCGCAGGUCCCCACAGGUUAAAAGGCCUGAUAGUGAAGAGAGAGGGGAUAGUGAACGAGAAAAGCAAGACUUUGAAGAGAACAAGGACAAACAUAAGGAUGAAUCCAGCAGUAGCAGCAGCGAUGAUAGUGAUGUUGAAGAUCUUCUUGAGGACACGGAUGAGAUGGAAGAGUGGCAUGAUGUCUACACGGAGAAUGCUAAGCCACCCAGUGCAUUGACAGUAACACAUGUGAACCAAACCCAUGAUCUACAGAGAUUUGCUGACAUUGAAGCAGCAGUGAAUGCUGAGCACCAGUCCUCUGAAGAAUGGCUUAAACUGCACAGUCUGCAGUACAUGAACCUGGAACUGAAAAAUCUUGUUGACAGAGGCAAAGUUGGGAGACUAGAACCUGACCUGAAGACUGGCAAACCGAAACAACAUAUCCAGUUUGAUGCUUACGAUGUUAACGAAUUUGAAUACAAACUUAACCUUGCAAUUGAAACCUACACAAAACGAAUAAAGUGGCUUUUAACUGGCAGCAAAAGGAUAUUUGGUAAUGUGAAGGGAGAGAGGUGUGUUGUCUGUGUUGACACGUCGGAUGCCAACACUGGGUUUGGAAGAUUGACUGCAUUUCAAGAGUCAUUGAUUCACAUGAUAGAUGAGCAGCUGCCAAGCAAGAAGGGUCUUUUCCUGAUGUCCUUUGGCUCGGACAUUGACCCCUUGUGGCCUGUGAUCAGAGAUGUCAACAUUCGAAUAGUUGAGGAAGCCAAGGAGUGGGUAAUGCGGCUGAAGCCGACAGGGGGCUGUAAUCUAUUGAAGGCAAUGAAGCAUGUGUAUAAACUAAAGGACAUUGACUCCAUCAUGCUAGUGUUGGGCAGUGUUCCAGACCAGGCCUCGGACAUUCUGUGUGAUUACAUCUACCAGAUGGGAGUGGGCCGGUCCAUUCCCCUCCAUUGUGUGGCCUAUGACUGCAGUAACCAGCUCACCAAUGUGACAUUGAGGAGCAUUGCGGAGGCCUCCCACGGGAGAUAUCACUGCUACACGGCCAGCUGUGAAGAGCAGAUUUACACGGGCACAGAUAUCAGUGCGAUUCUGAAGGAGAUCCAGAAAGCUCAGGAUGUCAUCAACAAGAUCAAGGACAUGCGUCAGGGAAUGAUGGGAAGUGCCCUCAUUAGCAUCAUGAAUGAGAUAUCAACAGAAGUUCAGAAGUUGCCUCAGUCGAGAUUCUUGCCCCGUCCACCAGGUCAUGAUAAGCCACUGAGGAUUGAAGAACCCAAGUUCCAGCCCAAGUCCUCACUUGACUGGGUGAAACAACAUGGUUUGAAAGCCAAACAACUGGACCUGUAUCAAGUGCUGGCACCAAACGCAUACUCCUACAAAGAAGAGUUCAUCCCCGUCAUCAAGAAAGCAGUCCAGUCCCAGGUCCACGAGAAGGCCAUGGUGCAGUUCAAGUGGCAUGAUGGGACAGUGAAGAACGUACACGUGGACAUGACGCAGCUGUUUGAGUACCAGAAGCACCUGGCAGCCACCGUGAGCGUGUAUGAGAGUCGAAUUGAUUGGCUUGCCAGCGGCAGUAGACGCAUCUUUGGCACCGUCUGUGAACGCAAUGUUGUCAUACUGGUGGACCUCUCAGUCUCUAACGUGAAUUACCUCGUACAUAUCCAGCACUCCCUUCGACUUCUCAUGGAACAGCAGAUGGCUAACAAGGAUUACUUCAACAUAAUUGCAUUUGGCAGUAUAGCUGUUUCAUGGAAACCAACCAUGUGCAAACCAACAAAAGAAAACUUGCAGGAAGCCUGGAGGUGGGUGCUGGACCUGCAGUGUGGUGGCAGCAGGAACUUCCUGGAUGCUUUCAGAAAAUGUGUGGAGAACGAGGAGGAACGCUCACACCACAUCAAUGCGGAGGGUGUGUACCUGUUUACCAGCGGCGUACCCGACCAGGAUGUGAACGUGUGCCAGGCAUUCAUAGAGGAGAGUACGGGCGGACGCAACAUCAAGCUACACACAAUACUCUUCAACGUGGACGACUAUGACGCCAACGGGGCCAUUCCUGGGCGGUACGCAAACAUCACUAGCACAGCAGAGAGUCUGAGGAACCUGGCACACUGCAGUGGGGGCCGCUUUCACUGGAUCAGGGAGACCGGUAUCAUUGAAAGUGAUGAUAUCCAAGUGAUUACAACCGAAGUUGACAAAUGUCUCAACUUUUCACGCAAGUGCCAGAUGUUGAUAGACAAUGUGAAGAAAAAGUACAAAGAAAAAUAUCAACACUCGGAGGAAUUUCUAGCUUUGCCUGCACCCAGUAGAAAACCUGCACUGGCCACACCUGCACAGUCAGCACUGCCCUCACCUGCAGGACAGCUUGCUAUCAAGUACGAAGCUGAAGAUGCAGAAAACCAUGCAAUGGAGGCACCUUAUGUACGUCAACGACCCUCCAGUGCAAAAACACCGGGCGAGUCUAUGCUGCCUAUGAGAUCAAAAAUCCGGCCAGCUUCCGCCAAGGAAACGAGAGACCCACUGGAGCGUGUACAUAAGAAGCGUGUUGUGAAGUCCAGCUUCUUCCUGGACCACAACGGCAAGUCCCAGGGGGGCGAUGGCACCGGGAGCGUGUUCAGGAAGUACCCUGCCCCUCGACCCAUCCGUAAGAGCGUAGCACACCCCACCCUGCCUGACAAUGAGGACCAGAUGACCUCGAAAGAUUGGUUACGGUUGUACAGCCUAUCCAAGCUGAAGUUGGACCUUACCAAGCUAGUGUCUGGCCCUGACUGCAAACAUGUGGAACAGAAAGUGAAGGCACUCAACAAACAGGUGUCCGCUAAUUCUUCACAAUCUAAUAAGCCUAAAGGGAGGUACUGUGACAUCUUCCCAAGCAUCAACAUCAAGGGUACAGUGAAGCACCUACAGUUGCUGCCUCAUGAGCUGGAGGACUAUGAGAAACAAGUGGAGAAAGUACUCAAGAGAUAUCUCAAGCGGCUGCAGUGGCUUCUUAGUGGCAGUCGUCGUGUGUUUGGCACAGUGGUGCACAAGAAGUGUGCUAUUCUGAUCGACACGUCUGGUUCCAUGGUGCCCUACAUGGAGGAGCUAAAGAAGGAGCUGGCCUCGCUUGUGUGGGAGCAGCUCUACAGGCAGGGAUGCAGAUUCAACCUGAUACGUUUCUCUGGCAACUGUGAGAAAUGGAAUGAGAGAAUACAACCUGCGACCCAGGAGAACUGUCACUCUGCAAUCAAGUGGGCCUCCACUCUGAAGGCUAGUGGCAACACAUGUACACUGGAGGCCUUGCAGCUUGCCUUUGAAGACAUAGAAAUAGAUUCUGUAUACCUGUUGACGGAUGGUAAGCCAGACACUAGUACGUCCCUGGUCCUGCGACAAGUGGCAGAGAACACUAAGAAUAUGAUUCCUAUCAACACCAUAUCCUUCAACUGCAAUGACAGCACUGCCAACAGCUUCCUGCAGCUAUUGGCAACAGAGACCUCAGGUCGUUACCAUCGUUGCCAUAGCGACUUUGAUGCCCAACUCUUUGCUCAUAAGCUUCUGCAAGGUGGAUUCAAUGAUGCAGAGUAUCCCCAUCUACCGGAGUUGGAGGGUGAUGACUUGCGCCGGCUAGGUCAGGAGAUCACGCUGGCACGCAAAUACCUCCAGCAGGCGAGACAGUACAGAGCUCUGUAUACAUCAAAGUCAUCAACCCCAGCUCCUGAAGGGUCAGACACCACGCAAAGUAAGCCAGUCUUCGUUGUUGGAAAGCCAAAAAAAUAAAUGCAGCAACUAAAAUUCAGUGGACUGAUGCUGUAAUGAUGAAAUGGACAUCAAGAUACAAUGAAGACAUCCCUGGUUUUAACUUAUGCUGAAAUUGAAUAGUUAUUCUGAAUACAAACAUUCGAAUAUUUUUGGUACAUUUUGCUAUUAGUGUACAUAAAUAUUUGGUCUUCAUUGAUCUUUUUGGGAAGUGAGACCACUUUUUGUGGUAGGUGCAUUUAUAAAAAAGGCGCCAAACUGAACAUUUUCAAGCUUUUUUAUUUCUUUUUUUACGUUAUCUUUGUCAUUUUAGAUAAAUUGUAAAAUAUUUUACAUGUAUUACAGUUUGCAAAAUGUACGCUACAUGUAAAACUUUAAAAUUGUUUAGACUAGUCAAAUGGUAAAAUACAUGUUUUAUUGGUUUUUAUAAGAAAUGAUGCCUUUAUACUGAUUGAGUUUUGUCUGUGAUACAUAUUUAUUGUAUACAUUUUGUAUUAUAGAUUUAACAUAAUAUAAAAUUGUUAACAUUAUUUUAAAAUAUGCUUAAGGUGAUAGGAAUUGUACUGUUUCCUUCAUUGAAAAAAGAAUGUAUAAGUGUGAAAUAUUACCAUUUUUACACACCUAAAUGUUUUUUUAUUAAAACAAUUUGUAAGUAAAAAAUAUAAUUUAUAGAAGAAAAUUAAAAGCAUCAACAUA
This is a messenger RNA of Dreissena polymorpha, 4604 nucleotides long. RefSeq names its product von Willebrand factor A domain-containing protein 3A-like. Lineage: Eukaryota; Metazoa; Mollusca; Bivalvia; Myida; Dreissenidae. The record is from RefSeq and is a predicted model, not a curated record. Bases 93 to 3929 code for a protein of 1278 amino acids. The transcript is spliced from 33 exons.